Messenger RNA from Mytilus californianus (California mussel), 9511 nucleotides. RefSeq lists its product as uncharacterized. The transcript has 47 exons. Gene Ontology annotation, biological process: homophilic cell-cell adhesion. Gene Ontology annotation, molecular function: protein binding; calcium ion binding. The record is from RefSeq and is a predicted model, not a curated record. The coding region runs from base 27 to 8969 and encodes 2980 amino acids. Lineage: Eukaryota; Metazoa; Mollusca; Bivalvia; Mytilida; Mytilidae. Gene Ontology annotation, cellular component: membrane.
ACAGAUACUAUAUCUCUGUUCGAGCAAUGAAUAAUGUAGAAUAUGGAGGUCCUUUGGCUACAACUGUUUGUCAUUCCACACCAAUAUCUGUAGAUAAUUCAGCACCUUUAGCCUUGGAAAUUUAUGAUAUAAGCUACAAUGAAAGAACCUCUACCAUCAGAGCAAAGCACAACUCUAGUGAUCCACAUUCUGGAUUGGCCUACAAUGAUGUAUGUUUAGGGAGAACAAAGAGAGACUGUGUAGAGAUGAAAUGGAUCAGACUUUCAUUUGAUCCUAUCAUAACACUUGUUAGAAUUUUAACUGAUGGUGUUCCAAUCUGGCUGAAAAUCAGAGUAAUCAAUUAUGUUGACAUGCGUACUAUUGUGGUUGCUGAUACACCUAUUAUUAAUGACAAAACUGCACCAUUUUCUGGAGCUGUGAUGGAUGGACCUUUGUAUGGUGAAGAUUUAUUGUACACAAAGUAUUCAGAUAGGAUUUGUGCCAACUGGUUACAUUUCUAUGACCCUGAGUCUGGUAUUGGAUUAUACCUAGUCAGUGUUAGUUCUGUUAAAGAGAUAAAUGUAACAGACAUUGCUAACUUGACAGAGUACAGCAGGACAACACAUGAAGCUUGUGUAGAGCUAACUCCUGAAAACAAUCUGGAACAUGGACAUACUUACUUCACCACAGUGUGGGCAUUUAAUGGUGCUAAUAACCAGAAAAAUGCUUCAGCUAUUUCUAAUGGAGUGACUGUAGAUCUAACAGAGCCAGUUUCUGGUCGUGUUAUUGAUGGAAACAAGACAGAUUUUAAAGAUAUCCAGUUCUCUGGUAAUGCAGCUAAAGUAGAGGUUCAAUGGAAAGAUUAUCAUGAUCCUGAAUCAACAAUCAAACAGUAUGAAGUGCAAGUUCAAGCAGCACCAAAUUUAACUGACAACUACAAAAUUACCAGAGAUUUUGAGCCAUAUUCUAACACAACAGACAGUGUAAAAUGGCUAAAUUUUCAUUUUCAACAUAAAGACAAAGUAAAACUUUUCCUUCGUACUACAAAUGGAGCUCAUAACUCUAUAAUGAACUCGACUGAUGGCUAUGUUAUAGAUCUUACACCACCAAAGCUAUUGUAUUUAGGAGAUGGAUUGGUUCAACAUAAAGAUCUAGAAUUCCAGUCAGAUGCCAAAAAUCUUUCAUGUAAUUUCAAGUUUAUUGAUGAAGAAUCUGGAUUAGAUCAUUUUCAAAUACAGAUUUAUGAACAGUAUCAAAGUAUAAGAUCACUUAUUUUCCCAGCAACUGAAAAUGAUUGGAUGCAGUUUGAUGAUGAGACCAUAAAUGAAUUCACCGACUACAGUCUAGAUUUGCUGCAAGGCGCUGUAUACAGUAUCAGAAUAGGAGCUGUCAAUAAAGCAGGAUUUGUGGGAGCUUUUGAAACAAAUGGUGUAAAAAUAGACAGAACUCCUCCAAUUGUUAAUCAGCUUCAUGUGAACACUUUGACUGAUGAUGAAGAACAAGUUGUAUAUGGUUAUGUGUGGCAAGCUGAUGCAAAAGGUAUUAAGGCAGCAUGGCAAGCUUCAGAUCAUCAGUCGGGAAUUGUUAGUUUCAAGAUAGCUGUUGGAACAACACCAGGUGGAACUGAGGUGAAGCCAUGGACAGAUAUAGAAUUAAAGAAAGAUACAUACAUAGAUGGAUUGUCACUAGUAGUCAGUGAUAUUGUCACCAAGACCCCAGUUUAUUAUGUCGGUUUAGUGGCAAUCAAUGGAGCCGGCCUAGAAAGUCCACCAGUGGUGUCUACGCCAAUAGUGGUAGUUGAAUCAGAUAGACCAGGUAUAGUUAUUGAUGGAACAGACAACACAGACCAUGAUCCUCUAUCUGACAUCGGUUUUGACAUUGAUUACCAGUCUGACAUUUCUACUAUCAGUGUACAGUACACUGGAUUUGAGAGCCAUCUCCAUGGUGUCAUGGACUAUGAAUGGGCUGUAGGAACAACUCCAGGUGGACAAGAUGUUACCACAUUUUCAUCUGAUGGAAUUUUACAUGUAGAAGAGCAAAAUAUUGCUGGAGAUGGGAUUUCAAGCUCUGGGUAUGCACAAGUAAAUACUCCUAUCAAACCUGGAACGACAUAUUAUUCUACCAUCAGAGGUAUCACUAAUGCUGGAAAUAUUAUUGAGUCUGUAUCAGAUGGAAUUACUGUAGACGUACUACCACCAAACAUUAUUUUAGAUAGGCUAUCAGAUAAUAAUGCUAUUGAUGGUGAUAUAGGACCAAGUUCUUCAAUGUAUAAAAGUACAGCUGAUUCCCUGUCUGCCUUAUGGCACUACAAUGACACAGACGGUGAAGUAAUAAGGGCCUGGUAUUCUGUUGGGACAUAUCCAUAUGCUGAGGACAUAUCACCUAGAUCUGAAGUGAAUAUAUCCUCUACACAAAGUAGUUACUUAGAAGUUGGCUCUGUAAAACCUGACACUGGAGGCAAACCUAAUAUAAUCAGUAUCUGGGCAGAAGACAAAGCUGGUUUGAUAGGUAGAACUACAUUUGGUUCAGUUAUCAUUGAUACCAGUCAACCAGGAACUGGUUAUGUAUCUUGUCCAGAAUACAUGGGUAUGGAGAGCCCAAUAUUGUGUUCCUGGUCAGGAUUUCUAGAUGAAGAGAGUCCAAUACAGAAAUUCAUGAUCACUCUUGGAUCAGAACAAGGGUCUUCAGAUAUUUUUGAAACAACUCUCAGUGGAUUUUUAUCCUCUUAUACCAUAAAGGGUGCCAAUUAUCAAUUAGACCAUGGCAGUUCAUGCUUUGCUACAGUCACAGCAGUAAAUUCAGUUGACAUGGAAACAUAUGCCUUUUCUGGACCCAUCUCUAUUGAUACAACACCACCUAAACAUGGGAAAGUGGUGGACCUGCAUACAGUCUACAGAAUCAAUGUCAAUGACAAUAGUCAAACUGUGGCAAUGAAUGCUAAAAUAUGCAGUACAGAUGAAGAAUGUGAUGGAUUAGAUGCUGUAUGCUCAGAAUCCCUCACAUCUGUAUCAGCAACAUGGCAGCUCUUUUCUGAUGAUGAAUCAGGGAUUGUUGGGUACCAGAUAGCAGUAGGAACAACACCAGGUGGAGGCCAGAUCAAAGCUUUUUUUGAUGUUCCGCAAGAUGCUAGAUAUUACACAGUGUCAGGUCUGAGUCUGAUGGGAUAUAGAAAGGUUUAUGUCUCUAUCAGAGGAACAAAUGGAGCUGGGUUAUCAAGUGUAGCUACUUCCAAUGGAGUAUAUCUAUCAUACCUAAGUCAGGGUCUACAACCACUAUCACAUAUUGGCAUCAAUGAUGUACUAGACAACUCUGGGCUUGAUAUAGAUUUCCAGGAAAGGCUUGACACACUUCAAGCAUCAUGGGAUUUGUCAGGUGAUCCAUGUCCAUCUGUGAGAAAUGAAUGGCAAAUACAGAAGUUGGAUAGAGAAGUUGUUUCAGAAUGGCUUGACAUUGCUGACGCAGAAGACGCAAAUUUAGAUGGACUAAAUCUUAGAAGUGGAGAAUUAUAUUAUUCUUUAUUGAGAGUGACAAAUGCAUUGAACUAUACUUACAUAAUAAGGUCCAAUGGAGUUACUGUUGAAGAUGAUCCACUUAUUCCAGGCAGCGUGUUCGAUGGAUAUAUAACUGGAUUUGAUUUGAAUGUUCAACCCUCUACCCGUAAAAUAUCUGCUAACUGGGAUGGUUUUGGUUUACUUGCUUAUGAUGUAUUUCAGGCAGAUGUUGAAGGUAACCAGGGUUAUCAAGCUAAUGAUUCAAAUACAGCAGACCAACCCAAUGCUCAGGAAAUAAUGUAUUAUGAAGUAGCUGUUGGAACAGAUAGAACAUUUGCUAAAACCAGAGAUAAUAUUGUACCAUUUACCAAUGUUGGUUUGAACAAAUCUGUUACGUUUUAUGAUCUUAACCUAGCAUCAGGAACGGCAAUGUACUACUUCACUGUUAGAGCCUACAGUGUGUCAUACUCCGUUGCCAUGGUUACAUCUAAUGGUUUCCAUGUUGGAUAUGAUGGUGGUGUUCAAGGUGGAUCCAUCAUCAUGGGUGACUAUGUUAACAAUGCUACCUAUGUAGACAUACAGUUUGACGGUUUUACAUCUAAGCUAGAAAUAAUGAUGUAUUAUGUGGGUCUAUCCAACAACACAGAAGCUGUAGGAACAGAUUGUAAACAAUAUAUGGAUGGAAAAAGUGAUAUCAAUGAGAAAAAUGCAUUUAAUGUUGUACCACUGCUUAACAUAAACAAGAAUACAUUCUACAGUCUGACAUCAUUACACUUGCAACUUGGAGGAACCUACUAUGCUUGGGUUAUAGCUACAGAUGAAUCAGGAGACUGUGGAAUGAUUUAUCACAAAUUCACAGUGGAUACAACACCUCCAUUGUAUGGUGCUUUGACUGCUGGACCAUUUUAUAACAUGGGAUUUGUAUACACCUCAGACAAUUCAACUAUUAGAGUCCAGUGGACAAAUUACAGUGAUCCUGAGUCUGAUAUAGCAACAUAUGAAGUUUCAUUAUGGAAGAACACCUCAUGUUAUGUCAGUGCAGAAGAGAUAUUGGUAGUUGAUUGGAUAGAACUGACCAGCAACUAUACAGAGUACAGCUUUGUUAAUUUAAAUCUUACAAUGAACAUUCCAUAUACAGUUCAAAUAAGAGUUACAAAUGAAGCAGGACUUUCAAUUAUUGGGAAAUCCUCCCCACUUUUGUAUGACCCUUCCAAACCUGUAUCAGGUACUAUAGUUGAUGGUCCAGACUUUACAACACCACAUGUUUGGUUUAGUUCUACACAGACAAUUACAGGUUCAUUUUUGCACUUAGCUAAUCCAGUUGGCUCAGCAUGUCCAGCAAGAUUUAUUUCGAUGAUCAAUGAUCCUGACUGGAAUACGUUACAACAGAUUGGUCUUAAAGAUCCAAGUGGCAAGAAAUGGUCCCUUAAGUAUCAACUAGAGAACAUCUUUAGAAAUAUUUAUGAGGAGACAGUUUCAAUAAAGCUUGCAAGGGACCAUAAAAAACACCAGAUGCUGACUGGAGCUUAUUACAGACCUUCUAGUUUAUUAAAUGGAGGCACAUAUCAUAUUUCAGUGAAACCAGCAAAAGGACUUGGAAUUGCUGCGACAGAAAUUUUGUUUUGGGAUGGACCAGAAACUAGUAUUGCUUCCUAUGAAUAUGAAGAAGAUGUUGACUGGGCUUCAUCUGUAUGUCAGUGUUGUUUGUUGGAUCCAGUACCGGAGGAAUGUGACUACUGCAAUUGUUCCAGAUAUUUAUCUGAUAAAUAUGGAAACAGCACACUGCCUUCAGUACCAAGUACAACAAUAGCUACAACAGAUCAGACAACAAUACCACCACCGUAUAAAAUAGUCAAUAAUCCUGAUGACAGUGUUGUUUCUGAACCAGUAGAUACAAGUACACCGUUGGCUCAAAAGUCCUGUGGUAUUCAGAUUCUUUAUGGUCAAAAUUCAAAAAUUGUGACAUGGUGUCGGUUCUUUGAUGAUAUGUACCCUAGUUUAAAGACAUCAGUUGAAUACAACAUCACAGGAGAAUUCCUUAAUUUCAAAAUAGUAUUUAAAAAAGAGAUGGAUAGUGCAGUUGACAUUUCUUCGUGUCUUGUGGUAUAUGUAAAUGAUGAAGAAUUAACUGAGCUUUGUGGAAUACCUGAUCUGAGUGAAACAACAAAUCUAGUUCUGCAUGUUUUCAAUCGUGACAAUUAUGUUCCAGAGAUUACAGAUGUAUUUAAUAUGUUCUCUACGAGGGCAGUUUUCAAAAAUCUUAUACUACCACCACCAACUGGUGCACUUUGUCGCUAUGGUGAUCCUUUUAGAGGUGGAACUAAUCCAAUAAUAAGAUAUGAAGUUGGUAUUGGGAGCGACAAGUUGUUAACAGAUAUUGUACCCUUUAGGGAAGUCAUAGAACCAUGUAUCCCUUGCUUUGGGGAAUGUCCAAACUACAACUGUGACCAGGAUUGUGAUCAUAAUAAACUUGUGGACUACAGUUUUACUUUGACGAACUUAGAUAUUGCACCAUAUGUAAUAGAUUUGAAUGAAACAGGACAUUCGUAUAAUAAAACUGUAAUAUACUAUCUAACAGGAAAGGCUGUGACUGGAUCUGGAGAUAGUGCUGUAUCCUCAUCGUCAGGAUUUUAUAUCGAUAUCACAGGUCCUGUGUUUGACCUUGACAUAAUGCUAAGUUCACCAAUUUAUAGUGAUGUAACACGAGGAGAGUUUCAGCCAGUCAAGUACCAAGCAUCAAAUAGCACCAUUAAAGCUUUUUGGAGAUGUACUGAUGAAGAAAGUCAAAUAAUGGAGAACUUUUGGGCCAUUGGGAAAACCCCUGGUGGAACAGAACUUCAAGAAUUUCAGUCAGUUGGCCUCAAUGUAACUGGCAUAAAUUCAUCAUUUGAGGGCAUUCUCCAACAUAACCAUACAUAUUACGUGUCUAUUAUCUGUAUCAAUGGAGGUGGGAAACCUACUCAAUGGAAUGAUACUUAUGGUGUUGUUCCUUUGUUAGAACUACCAGAAGUAGAUACUUUAAACAAUACAGUCUUAGGAGCAGUUAAACCAUUUGAUGAACCAGUGAUACCUUCAGAUGCCAUGGAGAGUACAGACCCUGAUAGUAUAGGAUUUACCUUUACUGUUAGUGAAGAUAAGUCUGUUAAUAAAUAUGAUCUGUGUAUUGGAACAGAUAAAAAUAAAGAUGAUAUUUUCCCUUGUGUUUGGGUGGGAUAUAAUAUAUCUGGAUCAGCUUCUAUCAAAGAUGGAUAUUUGUUAAUUGAUGAUGUAAGAGUAAGACCUCUGUCAGAACUGCAGAACAGAUUUUGGAAUGUAUCUGGGGACCAAACACAGAACACAACAAGUGUAUUCCAUAUGGAACCUGGCAGGACGUUGUUUCUGACUAUGAGAGUUUGUAAUGAAGCAGAACUCUGUACUAACAAGUCAAUAGGAAGUGUACUGAUAACCAAUACAGAAUCAAUAAUAAAAAGAUCAGAACAUGGAGAAUCUAUUAAAAUUGUAGACAAUAUUGCAGUAGACUCUACCAGGAGAAAAAGAAGUGUAGAAACAAUUGUUUUAACAACUCCGGAAGGAUUAAUACCAGGUCAAACGAUUGUACUUCAGCCAAUAUCUGAAGAAGAUCUAACAACAGAAUACAGAUCUGAUUCCACAUCUGAUUUUCAGCCAUACAUAGUUAACCCAGCAACUACCCUGGAUAUGGUGGAAAGAUUAUUGUACAAGAGAAUACAUUCCAUGGUAAUGACAUUUUCUGUAAUACCAGUUGGUCACCUGCCUAUGCCAGGACCAAUGAAUAUAACAUAUCCUGAUACUGUUGGAGAGAAUGAAGACAACAGAACUGUAUUGGCACACUGGAAUGCUGCUCUACAGCAGUGGCAGUUGAGUAGUAUGACCUGUGGUAAAACCUCAAUGUUGGAGAUUGAUAAUGAAGAUAGAACAAAGACUGUUGAGGUUUGCAAAACAUGGACAGGUGACGUAAUCAACAACAACAUAAGUGAAGGAAAUAUGUCCUAUUUCUCAGAAGAGACACAAUUUGCUGUGUUUAUUGUAUCAAAUAAAGUGUAUAAUUCUCCACCAAUACUCCUCAGUGACAGAUUAAUUACCAUGGAUGAAGAUGAAGGAACAUUACAAUACCAGUUGGAGGCAUUUGAUGAAGAAGGUGAUGUAAUCAAAUUCAGUCUGGCAAAUCAGACAAACAAUCUUAGUAGUAUUGAACCACUGCCAUUAGAAGAUGGUCUACUAUUGUAUACUCCAUGCACAGAUUGUUCAGGCGUUGAAACCUUAACAAUCAUCCUAACGGAAGUACAGACCAAUGAAGAUAUACCUCCAGCCAGCGGUGAAGCAAUGCUUAUCAUUACCAUUUUAGAUUAUAAUGACCCACCAGAAAUAUUCCUAACCCAGUAUGGUCAAUAUAUUUUAUCAUCUGAUCCAACAGAACCAGUUUUGGUUUACUUAGAACAGAGAAACACAUUUAACAAGGGGAAAUGGACACAGGAUUUCACUGCAGAAAUAGGAGCAUUUGAUGUUGAACAAAACAAUCUACAUAUAGAAGUAUAUGAACCAAGUUAUGGUACAGUUCUUUUCUUGGAUGAAAAAACAACAAUUCCUGAUAUAAAUUAUUGUGAGACAACAUUAAAUGUAACUACUGAUUCCUGUGUUAUUUUACCGCAUACUAAAGAUAGCAUGUCAUGGAUUUAUACCACAUUGACCUACAAACAGGCCAUGAAUGUAUCUGGAUAUGAUGUAGCUAAAUUGUAUGUCUCAGAUCCUAUGAAUACUUCAUCAGCUGUUGUGACAAUACAGUUUGUUUUAAUGAAACUCCCUUGUCAGAAUGAUGGGUCUUGCCAAGCAAAGAAUGGCAGUAACUACCCCUGCACCAGUACCUAUAGAGCAGACAGUUUUGACUUGUAUUAUGACUGUGCCUGUUUACCUGGCUGGACAGGUGUUUACUGUGAAGAGAACAUUGAUGAAUGCCUAAGUUCACCAUGUCAGGAACCAUAUGAAUGUAAUGAUGGUGUUAACAUGUAUGACUGUAGAUGUCCACCAGAUGAGCCUAAUUGUGAUUUUCAAAUUUGGACUAUCCCAGUGAUAGUUCUGGGAUUUCUUUUGAUAGUAGCCAUUAUGGUAGCUUGUUUGAAGAAAAGAUUUCAAAAGAAGAAAGACCAAGUUGACCCUUUGAUUCAGCAAAGUGAUAUGGAAGAGAACAAUGCAUCUUUUCUCCAACCUAUUCGUAAAAUUGAAGCUAAAAGGAAAACUGAAAAGUUAAAGCUUCAACAUCAAGAUCACACAAAGAGCCCUGAUAGUGAACCAAAAUCAACAACUGAAGCAGGAAGUAUUUCAUCAAAUCCAGAGGUGAAAGCAUUUCAUUUAAAACCAAUUAGAACAAUUGCAAAACAGAAAAAAGUAAAUUUGAAUCAAAAUAAGGGUACAUCUGCACAAGCUAUGUCAUUUAGUAGAUACGAUAUUGGCCAAUACAAGAAGAAAAGAGACAAUGAUACUUGACAAUUUUAUGUGUGUGUGUUUUAUUUUAUACUCGAUAGAAAACUUUUUAAUUAAUAUAUCAUGUACAUAAUUUUAAUUUUUUAAAUCACAUUUUGUUUUGCUACAUUACGUUUUAAUCUUAACUGGCACAAAGUUUUGUUAUCAUCAGUUUGCUUGUAUCAUCAUUGUGGGUUAACUGUAAAACAACGUUUGUCAUUGGCCAAAAUGCUUGAAAAAUCAUGAAAAUUUCAACAAAAUGUAUUCAUCUUUAGCUUUUACGACUUUUCCACAUAGUAACAAUGUAUACUUAAUUGUAAAGAUUAUUUUUACCAAGAUUCAAAAACUUUCAAACUCAUGAUAUCCAGAGAACAACUCUUUUUUCAACAAUAAAAAACAACAAAGACAGACAUUGAGUUAUUAUUAGCAUACAUGUAAUUGAACAACCAGUGUUUUUUAAUGUUUCAACCAGUAUUUCAUAAUGUAUACUUAUUCUCAUAUUAAAGCAAAAUAAUUGUAAUCAUUUAUUAUUAAACUCAUUAGCAUAUAAAUGUAUUCUCUUUAUA